UGACUGACCUGUCACAACUGCGUGGAUUGGGCUAUACGCUAGAAGAGAUGCUUCUCGGCUGCAGGUAUAAUGAUAACCAAUGCGGCGUUGAAGACUUCUACUGGUCCUACAGUAAUGAGUUUGGAAAUUGCUACACGUUCAACUUCCACCUUCACGAGAACGGGACGAAAAGAGACAAAUUACACUGGACAAGCUACACCGGGCCGGGUUGGGGCCUCCGGCUGAUCCUAGACAUCCACCUAGAAGACUACGAGGAGAGUGACGUGGCAGGGGUCAGGGUCAAUGUCCACCACAACGACCAGCCGCCAUUCCCGGAGGAGCGCUCCGUGCUCGCCUCCCCUGGCUUCUUCACCAGCAUCGGAUUCCGCAAGAUAAAAACAGGAAGAGAAUCCCCGCCAUUCGGGACGUGCCAAGACGUGGGCAAGACGAGACACGAGGGCAUCAGUUUCUACGCCGACCGUUACUCUUACUCGGACACGGCGUGCCAGAAGAGUUGCCUGCAGGUCACCGCCAUCAAACAGUGUGGCUGUUGCCUCACAAACUACCCCUGCAACCCUCUCAACAAGACGCGCGUUUUCGACAACUUGCACUUGAAGCCCAAGGUAAAUUUCUGCAACACAACCGAGUACUCGUCGUGUGUGUCUGAAUUUGACACUUUGAGGGCCUUAAAGUUUCUUGCUGAAUGUUAUGAUCGAUGUCCUCCGGCAUGUACAGAGAUCAGCUACGACAUAACUUUGUCUAUGGCCAUGUGGCCUACCGAAAACAAGAAAGACGAUUACUUCCGUCUGUUUAACGAUGACAGGCACAAACCUGCAGGGAGCCAAGAGCAGUUCCAGGUCUUACGCCAAAAUUUUUUGCAACUUGCGGUCUACCCGGAGACGCUGAAAGUGGACAAAUACGUGACGAACGCUAAGUACGACUGGAGUAUUCUGCUGUCCAACUUCGGCGGGCAACUCGGACUUUGCAUAGGGUUUUCCAUCCUGUCCGCUCUGGAAAUAUUCGAGCUGAUCUUCGACAUUAUCACGCAUCUGGUUUUCUUCUUUAUCUAUCAUACCCGAUCCAAAGUAAGAGUGAGAGUGAGCGACAGUAGCAGUAGAGAGUAACCUGGACAGAGUAACACGACAAGCUCUGGACAAUCAUAGAAUUUAUUAAAACUUUGCUUUCACUUCUGAUUGAUUGUACACGUUCUACGCCUCAACUGAUACAAUUUGGAUCUUUAAAUUGAAUGGGCGGACUGUUUCGAGCGCAAUAUUUAGAUCAAUUAAGAUGCCGGCUGUUUCGACCCUAUCCUUUUUGACCAACCUGGUUCAGGACCCUUGACAGACGAGCGACAUUUUACUGCGCUGGAAAGCAAAACUGCCCUGGAAAAAAAAACUGCGCUGGAAUAAGACUACACUUUUGUUCCAUCUAGCAUUUCAACAUGGACAAUCCACGUCGGAAGGUUAUGGUUCUUUAUGUUAUGAACAAAUUAUUUUUAAACGAAAUAAAAAGAGAACAUUUUGGCGGCAGAAAUUUGUCGCUCGUGUCAUUUAGCAGCAAUGCUUCGUCAAAACGCCGGGUGAGAUCUAUGCGUGAAAUUCCAAUCGGCGAGUUCUGGGUGUACCUGAUUUGGGGCGACACGUUUCAUGUUCGUUCACAACGCGCCUGACGUGAAUUUCAGGCCUGCAUAGACACUGGAAGUUUUAUCUGCGUUGAUGUUUCGAAUUGAAGGAGAUGUUGGAAGUAAACUUAGCGAGAAAAUGGCCGCCAAAGUUUGGGUAACUUCCAAAGCUUUAAUGUCCAAGGAAAUUGCCAACUUAAGUUUUUUUUGCACCUUUCAACAACGUUUUUCCAGUGAAAUUAACACAGAAAUAAGUUUCAAGUGAAUAUAAAAAAUAUUGAAACCCCCCAAAAAUCGUUUUAAAAUGUCCAACAAGCGGAACAUUGUCGGUUUCUUCUAUCGAAGGUAUCAUUUUGACGAGCGUGUUAUUUCACCAUGAUGCCACACAAUUGUUCAGCUCACCUCAAAAAGCAUAAUACUAGAACAGUUAGAAGAGGAGUAUGAGGUUCAGCAUGUCCUUCUGAAUACAUUGAGUAUGAUAAAGGACGCGUGUUCUGGCAUUCGGACAACGUUUCAAGGCACAAUGUUUUGGGGCAUCUGAAAGAAAAGAAGCACAACUUCAUCACCCAUAAUGAUUUUUGCAGUUCUGUUUUCAUUAUUUGAAAUGUUCAACGGCAGAAAAAGAACAUUCUCACUAUGAACUAAAAGGUAGUGGAGUUGUUUUUAUGUUGCAUGGUACGUUCGAAAUGUGCUGUAAUACUGCCUUCAGUCAGAUGCCUGUCGGACGUGUUAUUAAUUUUGAGUAUGCUACUCUUACCUGAUCUAUUUUUUUUUUCAAAAGAAGAAGGUGGUAUCUGUUUAUGUGUGAUCCGAAAAGCAUAAUAUUUAUGUCGCUGUAUCAUCAGUCUUGAUGGAAAUUUCAAUGUG
Messenger RNA from Aplysia californica (California sea hare), 2467 nucleotides. Its product is annotated as degenerin unc-8. The record is from RefSeq and is a predicted model, not a curated record. NCBI's taxonomy places the organism in Eukaryota, Metazoa, Mollusca, Gastropoda, Aplysiida, Aplysiidae. Gene Ontology annotation, cellular component: membrane. The transcript has 4 exons. The coding region runs from base 48 to 1103 and encodes 351 amino acids. Gene Ontology annotation, biological process: sodium ion transmembrane transport. Gene Ontology annotation, molecular function: ligand-gated sodium channel activity.